AGGCAUACACUUGCAGCCACCAAUCAGCAACAAGCUCAAGGUAGUGCAUUGCUGUUCCUGCGCUUACCUAGAUUGUUGCUGAAUCCUUCUGAAAUACCCAAUGAGGAAGUUAUUUUGUUAUUAAUGAAAUGGAAUCCAUAUGUCAGUCAUUCUUAAAGACAAUAUACUUUAUUAAGCACAAAUUACUGGGCUUCACAAUUGAUGAACCAGCUCCUCCACCACCAUGGUCUUUAGAAUCAGCUUUUCAGUCAUGGAAUAUUUAUUCUAAAGCAUCGUUUGCUGCUUCUUUUAUUUGCUUUAUUGUGUACCUUACUUUAUUUUUAUGCAAAAAGAAAACCUAUGAUUCUAGAGUUGUCACCCGGAAAAUAACUGUUUCCAGUUUAAAUGCCCAGGCUGCACCUUUUCGACCUCUCCUGGACACCUGGUUCCGUGUUCUUGCUUUGUUUUUAUUAAUGUGCAUAUUCAUCAGUCUACCAUGGGAAUGGGUUCGCUUGUAUCAGAUUGAAGUAGCUAAGAAGACCACAGUGUUGUCAGAGGGAUACUCAAAGAGCUGCUACCGAGAUGACCUAUCCCUAUGGGCAACAAUUAAAGUCUGGCUCUCUUGGAAUUUCUCCUGGAACAGUGACUCCUGUGAGGACUAUUACAAAGCUCUCAUAGUGGACCCUUUCUGGGAAGUGACUCCUUUGAUGGCAAUAAGCUCAGCAAUUGGAAGAAUCAUCAUACACCCCAUGGAACAACUUAGCCAUAUUGUUGGCAGGAGCCUGCGCAAUGUCAUGAAGGAGAUACCCAGCCAAUGGCAGCCACUGGUCUUCCUUUUAGUGCCUCUAGUCUGCAUUACCAUGCUGGCUGUAGCCUAUUUUAGGAGAAAACACACAACCAUUGUUCAAUGUCAAAGAAAUGAAAUUCCCAGGUCAAGGAGGAAGGCUAAAGGUGUUGUUCAGUUGCGAGGUUGACAUUUUUCUACAAGCACAACUACUGGACAAUCAAUUUUAUUUUUGGACUGUCAUUUUUUUAAUAAGAAAAACUAAUUUUUCUUUCAGGGUGGUCUCUUAGCUCCACAAAGGUGGGGGUUUUUUUAAUCGAAGAAAGUAUAAUAUAAGAGAAAAUAUAUUAUAAAAAAUGAUUUUACAGGAUUUUUUGCAUGAGAAACACAUUUGGCUAACACUGUCAGGCAUCAAACUCAAAAGGAUUAAACCUGUUGCCAGUACCUUGGAAUCAUCACAGAAAGAAAUAUGAGAAGACUUCUGAGUAUUUAUUCAGCUAUAUUUCCAAAAUAAAUUAGUGGCUGUAGUAGGAUUUUUUAAAUAUAGACUUUUGAUUAAGCAGCAUAGGAUGUAAGGUACAUUAAACACUAAACAAAUCUCAGAUAUAAUAAUGUAUUAAAGGCAAAAAUUAACCUGAGAAUAAUAUGCACAUGUAAUUUUUUUCAUUAUUUUAGUUUAAAUAUUGAAGGAAUAAGUGUAAAGUUUUGGCAUUCAUUAAACCAUGUUCAAAUGCAUGUUUCCAUUAUUUGUAGACAGUUCCUUUCUGCUGAGGACAGUUAGGGACAGAUAUAGAAGAGGCACUACAGUGUGCAAACAAUGACGGUGUGGGAUAUAACAAUGUUAAAUGGAAAAAAAAAACGUGUUACUUUAUCAGCUCUUUAUGACUAUUACUAACUAGCCUCAGCAGGGGAUAUACAAUAAGAACGGCUUUUAAAUUUAAACGGCCUUUACAUUUGUUUAUAACUUUAUAGAGAUGCAGGGGAAUUAUAAAGCCCCCAAUUAUGAGAGAAAAAUUACAGGAAACGGUUUCACAAAUAAAUAAUAAAAGUAUAUUGCAACAUUUUUAUAGCAAUCUCAAAAUGUUUAAUGUCCCUUUAACGUGCUGAUAACAAAAAAGCAAAAGAUUAGCCUUUGUUUUGUUUUUUAAAAUAAAUCUUUGUUCCAAAAUAAAAGUACUGUUUUUACAA
This is a messenger RNA of Bombina bombina (fire-bellied toad), 1951 nucleotides long. Its product is annotated as chloride channel CLIC-like protein 1. NCBI's taxonomy places the organism in Eukaryota, Metazoa, Chordata, Amphibia, Anura, Bombinatoridae. The record is from RefSeq and is a predicted model, not a curated record. Bases 129 to 953 code for a protein of 274 amino acids. Gene Ontology annotation, cellular component: membrane; endoplasmic reticulum. Gene Ontology annotation, molecular function: chloride channel activity. The transcript is spliced from 4 exons.